This is a messenger RNA of Teleopsis dalmanni, 3734 nucleotides long. Its product is annotated as ubiquitin-protein ligase E3C. The transcript has 8 exons. Gene Ontology annotation, molecular function: ubiquitin protein ligase activity; protein binding. Gene Ontology annotation, biological process: ubiquitin-dependent protein catabolic process; protein polyubiquitination. Bases 185 to 3541 code for a protein of 1118 amino acids. NCBI's taxonomy places the organism in Eukaryota, Metazoa, Arthropoda, Insecta, Diptera, Diopsidae. The record is from RefSeq and is a predicted model, not a curated record.
UUGUCAUUCAGUGUUAUUCAUUACAGAAAAAUAAAGUGUUAGGUCUAUACAGAAUAUAUGGAUAUAAGACAAUUGUUUUGGACGAUGUUUUUGAAGAAAAUAAUUAAGCAAAGUAAUAUUUAUGUAUAAACUUAAAAAUCAAAAUUGAAGAUAGUAGUUUAAUAAAUUAAGAGCAAUCUGUACAAUGUUUGGUUUUGAUGGAGAGUAUAGACGAAGACCUGCUCAGAGUCUUGGAGGUGUUUCUCAGACAAGUGACCGUGAAACAGUAAUACGGAAAGCAAAACAAGAGAGGCAGAAACGUAGUGAACUACGCUUACAAAAUCAGGGAGCUGUCGUAAUACAAUCAUAUACACGUUCAUUUUUAAUAAGGCAGCGCUGCAAAAACUAUGAGCGAGAAUUGUUCGAUGAAUUUUUUCGUAUGCAUCGGGACAAAGUGCUAGAGGAUGAAAAUUUAACAUUUUUACUACGGAGGAUAUUGUUUUUUUACAAUAGAAAGAACACACAAGACACCGAACGUCUGAUUGAAAUUUGUCAGCACUUAGUACGUAAUCCUGGAAGAAUGCUACAAAAUGCAGCCACCGAUUUUAUAUGGUUACAUAGAUUAAAAAAGAUACUUGAUGUAUGCAUAACACAAUUAUUCAUACCACACGUUGCCCAAGCUAUACCCCUACGUAUGCUGGAAAUUUUCACAUCUGGAUCUUCCGUAGAACGUUAUGUUGAAAAUGAGAAACUAGUUCAAUCAUAUCUUGAUCGCAUAUUUUUAUAUUUAAUUAAGCGGGAAUAUUUUUAUCGAAUACGUUUACUGAUUGAUGAGAAAUGUCCGCCCUUAGAUGGAGAUACCUUACAUCCGCCAAACAAAUUUACUGAAGCACUUUAUGAACUAUUGUUGCGCCCUUUGCUCUUGUCAAAUAAAAGUGAAGUGUUCUCGCAAGGUACCACAAUUUGUCAUUCGUUUAUUAAACAUAUCCUAGCUAAACCAUUUACGGAGCCAAUACGGAAUUUUGUACUACCGUCAAUGGCUGCAAAUAAAGAAUUUCCAUUCGAAUACCUCAUAAAAUCCUUAGAGCAUUCAGCACGAAAACAGCAACAAGAAAAAAUGCAAGUUGAUGAGAACAUUAAUAUACCAACCUUUACCAGAGUUUCUGCAGUGGUGACUUACAACGAGGAAAAAAAAGAAGUUAGAAGUGAUGAUAUUUUUACCAGUUUCCUACUUAAUGCGGUUUUAAUUUUAGAUAAACAUAAGUUAGAUAUGCUCCAUUCCAAAUCAUUACUUCCCGAUUAUAUAAAAAUAAUAGCGACAGUAUCGCCUAUUAUUUUGCAACUUCCAAAAAUAUCUUCACAUAUAGAGAACAUAAAUCAACGUUCUGACGAUUCAGAAUCUUCCGAAGAAGACGACGACGAAAUUUAUAUAAAAAGAAGUAAGGAUACCGAAGAAAAUAAUUGUAAGACUCUUAGCAGUAUUGAAAGAGAUGCAUUAUUCGAAAGCAUAAGUAUUUUAAACGAAUCACAACAUGUGAAUGCGAUUGUGGGUUCAGUGGAAGCAUAUUUAAGUGAUGAAAAUGUAUUGUAUGGACUGUGCGAAAUAUGUCACAAUCUGAUGAUUUACAACAAAGCAGCAAUAUUGCAAUACAAACUGCUGUAUACUUUAGCGUUCAUGCCCCAAGUGAUUCGUGCCAUUUGGUUCACUCUAGCUGCAGAGUCAAGUAAAUUAGGUUUUUCUGCUCCAUUAACUCUGAUCUCUAAAGGCGUUGUGCCAAAACAGUGUGGCGUUAUGCGAACGAUACCAAUGCUAGCGUCUUUUUGUUUACUUUUUGGACGUUUACUGCCAACGUUGCACGAUGUAGAGUUCUGUGAGGAAAAUUUGCUGGAUAUCGAUACCCCGCAACCUUUAACAAAUCAUGUGCGUCUUAUGCCGUUUUCUAUUGCUGAAAUUAAACAACUUUCUAAAACCCUAAAAGAAAUAUCGAUGGGACUCGUAGAGUUAGCUUUUCCUGAAACACGUACCGGCCUAAGAGAACACUAUCGAUUUGUGCUGGGUCCUGCCAAUUUUGACGAUGAUAAAAUAAAGCAACAAAAACAAAUUUGGGCAAACUUGUUAAAGGUUGUUGUUUUUGUUUUAAAUCAAAUACAUACUCGUGAUUUGAGGCUGCGUUUCUGUUCGGAGUCGCAUUGGAUUGUAAAUCAAUUGGAUUUACCGUUAGACAGACCAACAGAUUUACCAUUAACGCGUGGUACACGGUUACGUGGCUUGCGUCCGUUUCAACCAAUCCGUGAUUUUACACGGAAAGAUUGUGAAAAUGGACCACCAAUGUCUACAAAGCAAAUACGUUCCAUUACAAUUUUAAGGGAGAUUCCAUUUGUUGUGGCUUUCAGUAAACGCGUAGGAAUUUUGCAAGGACUAAUAGCGGCCGAUAAGCUGCGUGUACAGGGUGAUUUGCAAGCGUUUUUACAAGGACCUUCCAUAUUGAUUACAGUAAGGAGAGCAUAUCUAUAUGAAGAUGCUUAUGACAAGUUAAGAUUAGAAAAUGAACCUGACUUACGUCUGAAAUUUCGAGUUCAGUUUGUUUCAUCAUUGGGGCUUGACGAAGCUGGAAUUGAUGGUGGUGGUAUUUUCCGUGAGUUCUUAUCUGAGCUCAUAAAAACAUCUUUCGAUCCAAAUAGAGGCUUUUUCAUGGUUACUACGGACAAUAAACUCUAUCCAAACCCGAACGUAUCUGACCUAUUUCCUGAUUUCGAUAAGCAUUAUUUUUUUAUUGGGCGUAUAUUAGGAAAAGCCAUAUAUGAAAAUUUACUCGUUGAGUUACCUCUGGCAGAAUUUUUCUUAACAAAACUAGCUGGUAAAUAUGCUGAUGUUGACAUUCACCAAUUGGCGUCACUUGAUCCGGAGUUAUAUAAGAACCUUUUGUAUUUGAAAGACUACGAAGGCGAUGUCAGUGAAUUGAAUUUAGAUUUUACGGUGACGACGAGCUCAUUUGGACAAACUCAACUGGUGGAACUCAAACCAAAUGGUCAAAGCAUAUCAGUUACAGACUCAAAUCGAAUUGAAUACUUGCAACUAAUGGCUGACUUUAAAUUAAACAAACAAAUACAAAGGCAUUGUUCAUCUUUCCGAAAAGGACUCUCUAAUGUGCUACCAGUAGAGUGGUUGUAUAUGUUUAGUAACAAAGAGUUACAAAUAUUAAUAUCUGGUGCGGAAAUACCAAUAGAUUUAGAGGACUUAAAAAAACAUUGUAAAUAUGGUGGUGAAUACAGUUCUGAGCAUCCAUCAAUUGUGGUGUUUUGGUCCGUUUUGGAAAAAUUUAAUGACUUGCAACGUAGACAAUUACUUAAAUUUGUGACAAGUUGCUCUCGACCACCCUUAUUGGGAUUUAGAGACCUGGACCCACCUUUUUUCAUUCAAAACGCAGGUGAUAUGGAACGUUUGCCCACAGCGAGCACGUGCACAAAUCUACUGAAGUUGCCACCUUUCACAACUGAAGAACAAAUGCGUGAGAAGCUAUUAUAUGCCAUACAAGCAGGUGUAGGAUUCGAAUUGAGUUGAAUUAUUUUUAUUUUAUAUACGUUUACAUAAAAUAAAAAUGUAUAAUAGUAAAUAUAUGUAUUUUUUGCAGAUAAUAUAAACAAUGUUUUACUAGAAUAUAAAUUUAUUUUUAAUUAUACUUAGUUCCUUGUUUAAAUUCUAACAUGAGUAAACAUUUGCAUUUGUUACUUUCAUAAAUGUUCAGUCUCCAUCA